Messenger RNA from Acaromyces ingoldii, 330 nucleotides. Its product is annotated as putative Pre-mRNA splicing factor ini1. The coding region runs from base 1 to 330 and encodes 109 amino acids. Gene Ontology annotation, biological process: mRNA splicing, via spliceosome. The record is from RefSeq and is a predicted model, not a curated record. Gene Ontology annotation, cellular component: U12-type spliceosomal complex; precatalytic spliceosome; catalytic step 2 spliceosome. The transcript has 4 exons. NCBI's taxonomy places the organism in Eukaryota, Fungi, Basidiomycota, Exobasidiomycetes, Exobasidiales, Cryptobasidiaceae.
AUGUCCAAACAUCAUCCGGAUCUGAUCCUGUGCCGAAAGCUCCCGGGCAUCGCAAUCGGUCGUCUGUGCGAAAAGUGCGAUGGCAAAUGCCCUAUCUGCGACUCACUCGUGCGGCCUGCGACGCUCGUUCGCAUAUGCGAAGAGUGCAACUUUGGAACGUACGGCGGGCGCUGCAUCAUCUGUGGCAACUCCGGCAUCUCGGAUGCAUACUACUGUGCCGAAUGUACGCGGCUCGAAAAAGACCGUGAUGGGUGUCCAAAGGUCGUCAAUCUCGGUGCGAGCAGGACCGAUCUGUACUACCUCCGGAAGAAGAAUCAGGCCCAGACGUGA